Molecule: messenger RNA, 1754 nt
Organism: Ilyonectria robusta
Lineage: Eukaryota; Fungi; Ascomycota; Sordariomycetes; Hypocreales; Nectriaceae
Exons: 8
Coding region: 1-1665 (554 amino acids)
Molecular function (GO): ATP binding; ATP-dependent protein folding chaperone
Source: RefSeq, a predicted model, not a curated record
AUGGCUCCAGCCCAGCCUGAUGCCCAGACCGACGUGUACGUUGGAAUCGAUUUUGGAACGACUCAUUCUUGUCUCGCAUAUUCAGUCGACGCCCCAACUCACUCGAAUACCAUCGCCCGGUACGCACGAAAUGUGAACUCCACCCAGGGGAUUAUAGCUUGUUCGGAAAAGAUCCCCAGUCAGUUGCGGCUACACCAAGAUGGGAGUAUUGCUUCAUGGGGCUCCCAUCAGCUCUCAUCUGAGCAUUCUCUUGUCGAAUUGUCCAAGCUCAUGCUACUUCAUGAUGACGAUGCUGCAGAGUUUAUGGAUUCAACGUGGUUUGUGGAAGCCAAGACGAACGUGCGUCGUCUUCGUCAAAACGCUGUCAAGGUGACGACUAUGUAUCUCCAAAACCUCUGGAAUUCUUUUCUCCAGGAUCUUUCUUCCCUUUGCACUGAAGAGUGCAGGAUGCAUAUCACCUUCACAGUUCCGGCCGACUGGCCGGAUGACGCAAGAACUCGUAUGAUGACAGCUAUUGACGCUGCUGGCAUCCGCAACUCAACCGAAACCCCUGUCAACUUCAUUUCUGAACCGGAGGCUGUGGGCAUCGCUCUCCUGCCUCGAGAGCUCCACAGAAUCAAUCCUAAGAAAAAUGACGCCCUCAUUAUCUGCGAUUGUGGCGGAGGCACGGUUGAUUGUAUCGGUCUCCAGAUUUCUAGAAUAUCGCCUCUAGAAGUUCGUGAAUGCACUCCCGGUGAGUCCAUUUUGGCCGGCGCAGCCAUCUUCGUCAAUGCGUUCAGAGAACGUUUCAUUGCCAAGUUCCGUACGUCUUGCCCUGGGGCACAGAUCAAUGAGUCGGUAAUGGAUGAGAUCGAGCGCCUCAUCGCAAACAACUUAAAGCCGAUCAUCGAAGGCUAUAAUGGAAAAGAUGAAAAGCGUGAAAUUUCGCUACCCGCAUGGAUCAUUGGUUCUCAAGCAAGACGGUCUCGAGCCGGAUCGAGCCAGCAAGUCAUGGCAUUUACGAAGGAAGACAUGGACGAGAUCUUCAAGCCCAUGGAACGCAUCACAGAACUCGUCAGGUCGCAGAUUGAGGCAGCCAAAACAAAAAUCGGGCAGUUUCCCAAGGCUGUGAUUAUCGCUGGAGGUCUCGGCAAAAACACCUUCGUCCAGACUGCGAUCAAUCAAAUGGUCAAGGAUAACUUUGAUGGUUCUGUCAACGUCAUCCAAUACCAUGACAACAUCGGGUGGCUCUCCGUGGCACAUGGUGCCUUGGCCCACGCCAUCGAAGCGGGGCGGAAGAUCCGAGCACCAGCGAUGGUCGCCAGCCGUAUAUCGCGACAUCGAUAUGGCUUUCGUCAGGCCGACCAGGGCCUUAAAUGGUUUCUGGAAAAGGGGGCGAGUAUUUCUACCGACGAACCAAAUACUUUCCAGAUCCAGUCGAAGGACUUUCAAGUCUUGCUGUCCAAGGGCCGUAAGUACCUGACCCUGGAAGUCUACACCCAGUCGGGUAAAAAUUCCCUCAUUCAGCGCACUUGUGUGGUCAAGUGGUUGCAAGAGCAGGAGCCCCGUUCUCACGACUCUUUCCACCUGGGCCUAGUCCACGACGGUAUGAGUGUGACCUUCACCCUGUACGUGGACGGAAUUCUUCAAGGCCCUGAGCAGGUGAACUUUGAGUACGGCUACUAGGCCACACUCAACGACAUCGAGUGGGCGAUAGGUUGGGGGAGUACGGCUUUGGCUGGUGUUUGGAUAUGGUGUUCUCUUUUGCUUGUUUC